AUGUCGGGUUGGUCUUCAUUACCUCUCGAGGUGCGCGACAUCAUCUUGAAGUUCCUAACACAUGAUAACAAGAUCGCGCCCUAUGCCACAGUCUCAAAAGAAUGGCAGAGUGUCAUAGAAAAGAAGAACUUUGGCCGCCUGAAACUUCAUCAAUCAUGCCUCGACUCACUUGAGCGACUCUCGGAGCAACAGCAAGGAUUCGUCAAGCACAUUUGGCUUAAUAUCGAGCUGAAAACAUACACUUGCCGAGCUUGCUGGAAGAUGGAGUCGCUUACAUCGAUCUAUGCCAAUCAAAGAAUCCUGGCAGAAGCAAUCGCGAGGUUGUUCUUCAUCUUGGCCAGCUGGAAGCAGAACAGAGGGGGCUUGACACUGGAGCUUAACGCAUACUCACCAAGCGACUCAGAACAUUGCCACACCAUGGAUAUCGGCACGGCACACCCUGUGAUGAUGCCUUACGACGGCCAUUUGGACCAACUACUCUCAAGUUUCAAAAAGAGCUCCCUUUGGUUGAAGCUACUUUCGAAGAGCGUCAAGAAGGUCAAAAUAUUCGAAGACUUUAACGAAAAUUACCUCGAGUUAUUCCAGCAUUCUCGAGGGAGAAAUUCGUUCCUCAACCCAGACCGAGUCCGGGUCACACAACCCAAGACAGGCGCUGCAUAUGCGCAAAAAAGCCUUCAACUUGAGGACUUUUCAGUUGCUUUUCUUAUUGACGCCUGCCACUUCUUUGACGCUUGCCAGCCGCAUUGGAGAUGGCCUCACCUGCGUUCGCUGGCGUUGACCUCCCGGCUGAUGGACAAGAACAAUCCGCUCUCUAUCAGAAGGAUACUAGAGGCUGCAGCGCAAUCUGCACUUGGCAUGCCAGAGCUUGAGACCUUGACUUUAUGGAAUGGAGCAAAAGGAGAGGCAUGCGCAUUCACCUGGUGUCGACAAGAUGCUUCGAUAUCCUGGCGUGGGACAUGGGAUUUCAAGCUGCACCCUUCGGUGAUUAAGCAUUGGGAGAAGGUGGCUUAUAAAUAUGCUCGUCACGAGUUCGCAGUAAACGAAGAGCUAUUGACGCAAGAAAUUCGCUCUCAUGGGGAUGCGAUUCAAUACCUGGAGAAUAAUCGCGGCUAG
Fusarium vanettenii 77-13-4 is the source of this 1113-nucleotide messenger RNA. RefSeq lists its product as uncharacterized. Lineage: Eukaryota; Fungi; Ascomycota; Sordariomycetes; Hypocreales; Nectriaceae. Bases 1 to 1113 code for a protein of 370 amino acids. The record is from RefSeq and is a predicted model, not a curated record. The transcript has 4 exons.